UUUAUUUUUGUUGAAGCAGUCCUUCCUAAGGCCCAGCCUGGCAUCUCUGCAGAAAAGGAGCACCACCAGGACCCCUGAGGGACAAGUCAGCACACCAGACAGGCACAAAACAGACCACCUGCAGCCUGCCACCCCUGCUGGAAACAUGGGGAGCAAGCUGGUACCGUGUUCCCAGUGUACCACAGCCUGGCUGACUCCGUUCCAGUCUCUCAACAAGACAUCUUUCCUGUCCCAGGAAACUAGCAACACAUCCCAGGGCCUCAGGGACACGAGGGCACCCAUCUCGAUGCUCCGCUGGCUCUUGCUUCCCUCAAGCCUCCUGGCUGCAGCCACGCUGGCCCUGAGUCCCCUGCUGCUAGUGACCAUCCUGCGGAGCCAGCAGCCGCGGCAUCAGCCCCACUACCUGCUGCUAGCCAAUAUCCUGCUUUCAGAUCUCGCCUACAUUGUCUUCCACACACUCAUCUCCUCCAGCAAGCUGGGUGGCUGGGAGCUGGGCCGCAUCCUCUGCGGCAUUCUCAGGGAUGGCGUCUUCGUCGUCUAUCUCAGCACCAUCCUGUCCUUCACAGCCACUGUGCUGCAUGCCUACCUGGCGGUCACUCAUCCUCUGCAGUACCUCUCCUUUUUGUCUGGAAGGGUCACAAGGAAGACACUGGCCCUUAUCUGGCUGGUGGCCUGUUUCUUCCCCACAUUUCUCCUUUGGUUUGCCAAGCGGCAGGAUGCCAAUCUGGAGGUACAAGGGGCCAUGUGCACCCUGCCUCUGAACCUGGACAUCAAGCAGAAUCAUGGCUCCCUGGUCACAGUCACCCACACCUGCACCCUGUGUGUCCUCUUUCUUUGUGCAGCUGUCAUUACCUACUGCUUCUGGAGGAUUUAUGUAGAGGCCAGGCCUUCAGGCGUCUGCACUCAAGGCUACUCCCGAGCCAGGGGCACCCUGUUCAUCCACAUGGUGCUGAUCACACUCUAUGUGGUUGCAGGUGUGGUGUUCUCCCUGGACGUCAUACUGACCAAGUACCACCACCUCAGUGCCAGCACUCACACAUGGCUCCUGGCAGCCAACAGUGAGAUAUUCAUGAUGCUGCCCCGUGCCAUGCUCCCAUACCUGUAUAUGCUCCGAUACAGUCAACUGCUAGGGGUGAUCCGGAGGCACUUCUCAUCCAGGAGGCAGGGGAACAUCUGCACCAUUUCCCAGGGCUACCAAGCCUACAAUUUGGCAGGAUGAUGUCAAAAAUUAUAUGUCAAAGCACAUUCCACUCUUUAGGGGGAGCUCAAGGGAUGAUUUUUAAAUGUCAGUAGUUGUUAGUCAGAGAAAGCUAUCUUUUUUUUUUUUUUUUUUUUUUUUUUGUCUUUUUCGUUUUUAUUGGUACCAGGGAUCGAACUCACGACUGCCUGCUUGCAAGGCAGGCGCUUAUGCCGCUGAGCUAAAUCCCCUGCCCCGAGAAAGCUAUCUUGUAAUAAAAACUCAGCUUUAGAAUAAAAGCAAGUAAAGGUUAUCCAACCAGGUACGUUGGAUAGUGAAGAUAUAAAUAAAGAUAUAGAUAUCAUCCCUUAUAGAGGGCAGCAGCAAGAUCAGUUCUAAGGGGGCAAGGCCUUGACUGGUGACCCUGCGUGGCUUCUUCACGAGCUUCACUGCUAACAAACACAGAAGCCAGAACAUUCUGUGAGCUAAAACCUGGAGAGAUCUCAGGCAGAUCUGUAGAUUCCUGAGAUUUAGGCCUCUGCUCAGGCAGCUGCUCAGGGUAAGGGAGUGCCAAGAGGACCUGCGCAGGACUUGCUUAAGUGGGAAGUGUCACAGAGACACCACUAUAGAACUGGAAUUGCAAAGUAUUAUCCUCAGCACAAGCAAAGAUAUAAGACAUUGAAAGGGUUUUGGCCGAGGCGGGAUACUGUAGCCUGUAAAGCCAAAGAGCUCCUAUCUCCCCCUCCCUUAGGAAUCUGCUCCUGGUGCCAAAGACCAAUGGGCUACCUGUGCAUCCCUAAUGGCCCCCUUAGGUUCCACCCCAAGCCAAGGCUACUUAUGUGCCUCACUCCACGUGUUCCACGGAAAGAUUGCAGGCCCAGGUGUGGAGAUGCCACGCCCCAGGGUGUUGGGGGUAUCUCUCCCCACAUUCCCAGAAUAAAGGUUAUAUUUCAUACUUCUUAUCUUUUCAGCUGCCGCCGGUCCC
Cavia porcellus (domestic guinea pig) is the source of this 2162-nucleotide messenger RNA. Its product is annotated as probable G-protein coupled receptor 148. Gene Ontology annotation, molecular function: olfactory receptor activity; odorant binding; G protein-coupled receptor activity. Gene Ontology annotation, biological process: detection of chemical stimulus involved in sensory perception of smell; G protein-coupled receptor signaling pathway. The transcript has a single exon. The record is from RefSeq and is a predicted model, not a curated record. The coding region runs from base 146 to 1219 and encodes 357 amino acids. Lineage: Eukaryota; Metazoa; Chordata; Mammalia; Rodentia; Caviidae. Gene Ontology annotation, cellular component: membrane.